AUGAAUCGUCCACAAGCAGAAUUCAGACAACUCUGUUUAGAUAUUGUGGAGCAGCUUUGUGGUCUUCCUUUAGCGCUUCGGGUCAUUGGUGCGUCUCUGUAUGGUCGGGAAAUACCAUCUUGGGAAGACAAGCUGUGUAUACUGAAAAACAGUCUUGACAAAUCUAUAUCAGUGGCGUUAAAAAAGAUUGAGGUGGAGAGUAUAUUGCUCAACAUGGGUGAAGAAACAAGGCUUUACGUUAACCCCGAAACGUUUAAGAGGAUGCGCAAACUCAAAUUUCUUAAAAUCCAUAGUAAUUCAACUGCUGCAGGGGGGAGCAAAGUGUGUAUCGUCGACGAUUUUGACUACCUCCCACCACUAAGAUAUCUUCACUGGGAGGCUUACACUUUAAAGUCAUUGCCAACAAAGUUUGAGACCAACGUUUUAGUUGAGCUCAACCUUCCUGAUAGCUCAGUCGAAACACUAUGGAACGGAAGUCAGUUAAUCUUUUUCUAA
This is a messenger RNA of Eruca vesicaria subsp. sativa (arugula), 495 nucleotides long. NCBI's taxonomy places the organism in Eukaryota, Viridiplantae, Streptophyta, Magnoliopsida, Brassicales, Brassicaceae. The record is from the annotation of a GenBank genome assembly.